CGGGCUGGGUGGGUGGUGGUGGUGGUGGUGGUGGGGAGGCUGGCAGGUGACCACAAGCUAAUAAUGCCGAAAAACAGGGAGAAAUUCAACCCGGACCCGUCCAUCCACAUAUCCAAGAUGAAUGUGAUCAUCCCGUUCUCACCAGAUGUGCCCUGUGACAGCAACGGUCAGCGGAUGUGGUGGGCUUUCCUUGCCUCCUCCAUGGUCACUUUCUUUGGGGGUCUCUUCAUAAUCCUCCUGUGGAGAACUCUCAAAUACCUGUGGACCGUGUGCUGCCACUGUAACGCCAAAAAGAAGGAGGUCCAUCGGAUCACCACAGGAGAUGGCAUCAAACGUGCCGACAAGGAUGACGGGGCGGCCAGUGAGGUGGGCUGGAUGACCUCAGUCAAAGACUGGGCUGGAGUCAUGAUAUCUGCUCAGACGCUGACAGGAAGAGUCCUGGUGGUUCUCGUAUUUGCUCUCAGCAUUGGAGCCCUUGUAAUAUACUUCAUAGAUUCCUCUGAUCCUAUCGAGUCCUGUCAGAACUUCUACAAAGACUUCACAUUGCAGAUUGACAUGGCAUUCAACGUGUUCUUUCUGCUGUACUUCGGCCUCCGUUUUAUUGCCGCCAAUGACAAGCUGUGGUUCUGGCUGGAGGUGAACUCGGUGGUGGACUUCUUCACAGUUCCUCCGGUGUUUGUGUCGGUGUACCUGAACAGGAGCUGGCUUGGCUUGAGGUUUUUAAGGGCCUUAAGGUUGAUACAGUUCUCAGAAAUUUUACAGUUUUUGAAUAUACUAAAGACAAGCAACUCUAUAAAGCUGGUGAACCUGUGUUCAAUCUUCAUAAGCACAUGGCUAACUGCAGCAGGCUUCAUUCAUUUGGUGGAAAACUCAGGGGAUCCCUGGGAAAACUUCCAAAAUUCCCAGGCACUAUCCUACUGGGAAUGUGUCUACUUACUCAUGGUUACUAUGUCCACUGUUGGCUAUGGAGAUGUUUAUGCAAAAACCACCCUGGGCCGCCUGUUUAUGGUCUUCUUCAUCCUUGGUGGUUUGGCCAUGUUUGCUCGCUACGUGCCAGAAAUUGCUGCUCUCAUCCUUAAUCGGAAGAAAUAUGGAGGGAGUUAUAACUCGACCAGAGGCAGAAAGCACAUCGUGGUCUGUGGUCAUAUAACACUUGAGAGUGUGUCCAACUUUCUAAAAGACUUCCUACACAAGGACAGGGAUGAUGUCAAUGUAGAAAUUGUUUUUCUCCAUAAUAUUUCCCCUAAUCUUGAGCUGGAAGCCUUGUUCAAGCGCCACUUCACCCAGGUGGAGUUUUACCAAGGGUCUGUCCUAAACCCACACGACCUGGCCAGAGUCAAGAUUGAAUCAGCUGAUGCCUGUUUGAUCUUAGCCAACAAAUACUGUGCAGACCCUGAUGCUGAGGAUGCAUCCAACAUCAUGAGGGUUAUAUCCAUCAAGAAUUACCAUCCAAAGAUCAGAAUAAUCACUCAGAUGUUGCAGUACCACAAUAAGGCCCACCUUUUAAACAUCCCAAGCUGGAACUGGAAGGAGGGAGAUGAUGCCAUUUGCCUUGCAGAGCUGAAGCUCGGUUUCAUCGCCCAGAGCUGCCUGGCUCAGGGCCUCUCCACCAUGUUGGCCAACCUUUUCUCCAUGAGGUCCUUCAUCAAGAUUGAAGAGGACACGUGGCAAAAGUAUUACCUUGAGGGAGUAGCUAAUGAGAUGUACACAGAGUACCUGUCAAGUGCCUUUGUGGGCUUGUCCUUCCCUGUAAUUUGCGAACUCUGCUAUGUGAAGCUAAAGCUACUACUGAUAGCUAUAGAGUACAAGUCUGAUCAAAGGGAAAGCAGCACCCUGAUAAACCCUGGGAACCAUGUGAAAAUGCAGGAGGGGACCUUGGGCUUCUUCAUAGCCAGUGAUGCCAAAGAAGUAAAGAGGGCGUUGUUUUAUUGUAAAGCCUGCCACGAUGAUAUAACUGAUCCCAAAAGGAUAAAGAAAUGUGGGUGCAAGAAAUCCAAGACGCCCGCCUACAAGAAAAUGAGACUGGCAUGUUGUUUUGAUUGCGGGCGCUCAGAGCGGGGCUGCUCUUGCAUGCCGGUUAAUGUGCGUUGUAACAUGGACUCCCCUCAACGCGACAUCCCACUCUCUGCUGUCUCUGUUAAUGAUUGCUCAGCCACUUUACGUGCCUCUAAAAAUAGCUAUAAUGGAUAUAUCAAAUCAAUUGAAGAGGACCAACAGUCGGCGCUAUCGCCCAAAAAAAAGCAACGUAAUGGAGGCAUGAGGAACUCUCCAAACUCCUCACCCAAGAUAAUGAGACACGACCCGCUCCUCAUCCCCGGGAACGAGCAGAUUGAGAGCAUGGAUGAGAACGUAAAGAAAUACGACUCCACAGGGAUGUUUCACUGGUGCCCGUCCAAAGACAUCGAGAAGGUCAUCUUGACCCGGAGCGAGGCUGCCAUGACCGUUCUGAGUGGUCAUGUGGUCGUGUGCAUCUUUGGAGAUGUGAAAUCGGCGCUGAUUGGUCUCCGGAAUUUUGUCAUGCCCCUGAGAGCAAGCAACUUUCACUACCAUGAGCUGAAGCACAUUGUGUUCGUGGGGUCCCUCGAGUAUCUCAAGCGAGAGUGGGAGACUCUUCACAACUUUCCAAAAGUCUCUAUUCUGCCAGGCACGCCGUUGAGUCGGGCAGAUCUGAGGGCUGUCAACAUCAACCUCUGCGACAUGUGUGUCAUUCUGUCAGCCAAUCAGAACAAUAUUGACGAUGCAUCACUGCAGGACAAAGAAUGCAUCUUGGCGUCACUCAACAUCAAAUCCAUGCAGUUUGACGACAGCAUUGGGGUCUUACAGGCUAAUUCCCAAGGCUUCACACCACCAGGGAUGGAUAGAUCUUCCCCUGAAAACAGCCCAGUCCACGGAUUAGUAAGGCAGACUUCUGUCACAACUGGAGCAAAUAUUCCCAUCAUAACAGAACUAGCACCAUUAGCAAAGCCAGGCAAAAAAGUGCCUGUGAUUUCAUUCAGUCAGGAUAAAAGCAGUGGGACCAGCAUACAAAUGAUAACUGAGCUGGUGAAUGACUCAAAUGUUCAGUUCCUGGACCAAGAUGACGACGACGACCCAGACACAGAGUUAUACCUCACUCAGCCUUUUGCCUGUGGGACAGCCUUCGCAGUCAGUGUGCUGGAUUCCUUAAUGAGUGCUACAUACUUCAAUGAUAAUAUCCUCACCUUGAUCCGGACGCUGGUAACAGGCGGAGCGACCCCAGAGCUGGAGGGGCUGCUGGCGGAGGAGAAUGCAUUGCGGGGCGGCUACAGCACGCCACAGACCCUGGCGAACAGGGACAGGUGUCGCGUGGCACAGCUGGCCUUGUACGACGGGCCCUUUGCCGACCUCGGGGAUGGUGGUUGUUAUGGCGACCUGUUUUGUAAAGCCCUGAAAACAUACAACAUGCUGUGCUUUGGCAUCUAUCGGUUACGAGAUGCACAUCUGAACACGCAAAGCCAGUGUACCAAACGGUAUGUCAUAACCAAUCCACCGUAUGCGUUUGAGCUGGUGCCCUCAGACCUGAUAUUCUGCCUGAUGCAGUUUGACCACAAUGCCGGCCAGUCUCGAACCAGCCUCUCCCACUCUUCCCAUUCGUCCCAUUCCUCCAGCAAAAAGAGCUCCUCCGUCCACUCUAUCCCAACCACCAACCGCACCAACCGCAUCAAAAGCAGGGACUCUCGAGACAAACAAAAUGCAACAAGGAUGAAUAGAGUGGGCCAAGAAAAGACAUGGUUUACAGAUGAGCCAGAGAAUACCCACCUGAGGACCAUACAGAUCAAGCCUGUGAAUACUCUCGCCGUCAACCAAGUCAGUCAGUAUAAAUCCACAAGCAGCUUGAUUCCGCCCAUCAGAGAAGCAGAAGACGAGUGCUGAGCUCCGGACCCUGACGCCGACACCUGGACGCACUGGACUCCCAGAGGACUCCAUCGUGUGUGUGUCAGGCUGGGAUUCGGGAUAUCUCCUUCAUCUGCAAACAUAAAUCAUCAGCCGACAUUAGAUGAGUCAAACACAAACUGCUUUUCCUCAUUCACCUCUGCAGCAGGCUUAUUGUACAAGAAAUCCUACAUGAAAUAUACAUAAAGACAAUCAUAGUCAAGUGUGUCAGCCAUUCAGCCAUUAGUUUGCACAGCUAAUCUUUAGUGGUGACCAGACUCCAUUACUUUUUUGGUUCCAUUUUGGGGAAUGAGGGUCACUUGAAGGAGACAAGUCAUGUAAAAAUGAAUACUACUACUACUACUGCUACUAAAAGAGAUGAUUACUGGAUCAAAUUUUGCAAUUGUAAAAGUUGCCUUUUUAGCUGUCGAUGAACAACUACUACUACUACUACUACUGCAUUUACUUUACCCAGUGUUGCAGAGUUAUUCUGUACAGUAUGUUAACGUGUAUUUUACAUCCAGCUGCGACCCCACCACAAUGGCAUUGUUAGUGACUGACUCUCAGUGAUUCCUUUGCCAUUUGGAGCUAAUUCACAACAUUUGUGACAGUUAUGAUGGCCAGUGUCCAUGUGUAAAUGGCAUUUGGCUCCAGCCUUAUCUCUAUCCAUUUAUAUUUGUCUUAUAUUUGCCUUUUUGAGUCAUUUGUUAUAAAUGUUUUCAUGUCACUUGUUUGGUUGCAAUGUCCAAAAUCCCAGAAAUCUUUCUGACUAUAAGUUGAAGUACCUGCAAAGUCGCUCCAGGGGGAAAACGUUACGGAUAUUCUUUUUUUCUUUUCUUUUUUUUUUCCUGUGGAAAGCCAAAUAUGAUAGAGCUGUUUUGCUGGAAACAUUAUAAUAAAACCAAAAAUCUGUUUUGAAUACAGUGGCAGAGUUAUUCAUUUAUUUAAGUCACCAUAGAAAGCAAAGCCAAAUUCUAUGAUACAGCAUGAUGCCACAUUUUAAGUCUGUAGAUGAGCUGAAUGUGAAAGCCACAUAUCGCAUGAAGUGGGCAUCUUUAAGUCCUCCUUUGGCUGUAAGCACUGCCUGACACAGGAUUGUCUUGGAGACCAUUAAGCUUUUGUAUGUACUCCAUGACCAAUCUUAAUGCCAUAAUCAGACAUGUUCAUGUUUUUUGUAGAUACAUGAAAAAACAGCUCUAUCAUAAGAAGCGGUUUUGGCUAUUUCUAUUCUAUUCUGUUGGGAAACCAUUUUGGUGAUCGAUUAUAUAUUUGUUAUAUCCAUAAAACAAACAGUUCAUACACAUCUGAUGAAGCAUCAAUCAUUUGUCUCAGUUUGUGAGCAUGUGAAUACAGAGCAAAGAAUGGUUAUUAAUCAUGUCUUAUUUGAAUAACAGAGCAAAGCUAUAUUGGCACUGUUGUCACUUUACUUCAGAAUCAAUGAAGGGGAAGAAAAGUAAAAAAAAAAAUAAUAAUAAUAAUAAUAAAUAACACAAGCAAUCCAUAAAAUUCUUCUACUGAGGAUGCGUCACAGUCUAGCCGGGGAUUCACGUUGGAUGUGAAAAGAGAGGAGGUUGUGACAUUUUUACUGGCACAGAGAACAUCCAAGCCACCCAUCCCUCAGUGCCAGUAAUGUGCCAGGCAGUGCUGAGGCCAACGGAGGACUCCAGAAGACCCACUGCUGCGAAAAGAGGCUUCUAGUUUACCUAGAUUCAAGCAAAAAUUUACUUUUUGCUGUGAGACUGAGAAAUGUACCUCCCUCUUUGCUUUCCAUCUUGCCAGCUCAGAAACCAUUCUUCAAGAAAAAAAAAUUAUUUUUGAAGUUCUUAAUAUGAGGCUGUAAUUCCCUGGAGACAAAAAAAAAGAACUGUAGUACAUAAUUUAAAAAGUCUUAAAAUUAUUUUUAAAUGAUCCACCAUCAAUAGCAGAGCCUAAUAGCAAUUCAUUUUGAUGUACUUUUCAAAGAAAUCUGUAAAGCUUAAUGUAAAAUAUUUCUUUCUAGUGUGUUCUUGUUUGCCAGUACCUGUGGGGUUGAGAGACAUUCGGCAUUGCAGUCUAGUUUGUAUUAUUUUGUGCAGGUUUUUUUUUUCUUUUUAGCACAUUGACUUGUGAUCACAAUGACAGUGCUAAGUUGAUAUUUCUGACUAUGUCAUAAUACCCAAUAAUAAAUACAGUUUAUUGUCUUGUACAAAUAGGCUUGUACAUAAAUUGUACAUGAUUUCAUUUUGUAUUUUCACAAAUUAAAAGCUGAUGUAUUGUGUUCUACA
Molecule: messenger RNA, 6155 nt
Organism: Lates calcarifer (barramundi perch)
Lineage: Eukaryota; Metazoa; Chordata; Actinopteri; Centropomidae
Product: calcium-activated potassium channel subunit alpha-1
Exons: 32
Coding region: 64-3891 (1275 amino acids)
Biological process (GO): transmembrane transport; potassium ion transport
Cellular component (GO): postsynaptic membrane
Molecular function (GO): large conductance calcium-activated potassium channel activity
Source: RefSeq, a predicted model, not a curated record